AUGGCCGACAACAUAAAAGGCUCCCAGGACCUCUCGCGCGAGGAGGCCAUGGCCAUCGCCGCCCUCGCGACGGCCGGCAUCUACAACGCCCUCGAGAUCUACGUCCUCAUCCUCUCCACCUUCCGCCAGCGCCGCGGCCGCUACUUCUGGUCCAUGGUCGUCGCCAACACGGGCAUCUUCAUCCACGCCAUCGUCUCACUAACACGCUACCUCCGCCGCUCCGGCACCGUCGUCCCCGGCGCCUUCGCCCUCGUCGCCUGGGUCAUGAUGGUCACCGGCCAGUCCGUCGUGCUGUGGAGCAGGCUGCACCUCGUCGUCUACAACCGCGGCCUCGUCCGCCUCGUGCUGGGCCUCAUCGUCGCCAACGGGUGCGCGAUCCACGUCCCCAUGGCCGUCUUCUGGGUGCUCUGCUGGGCGACCCCGCCGGACGCGCAGGCCGGCUGGAUCGAGCGGUACGGCGUGUACGAGAAGGUCUCGAUCGUGCUGUUCACGCUGCAGGAGACCUUCCUGACGGGGAUUUUUGCCAGGCAGGGCUUCUUCAACCUCAGGCCGCUGUUCGCGUUCAAGACGCGCUCGGCGCGGCUCAUCUCGUGGUACCUGCUGAGCCUGUUCAUACUCGUCUUCGUGCUGGACGUCGGGCUCGUGGUGCUCGAGUACACGAACAACUUCGUCUUCCAGACGUCGAGCAAGCCGCUGGUGUACAGCAUCAAGCUCAAGGUGGAGUUCACGGUGCUGAACCGGCUGCUGGCGUUUACCAAGAUGAACUCGUGCGAUUGUCACCACCUGAGCGACGGGCCGGGGAGUUUCACGACGGGGAUGGUGACGAAGGAUAGUAAUACGGCGGCGGCGGCGGCGGCGAAGGGACAGGCGGCGGUGGGGAGGGAGGGGGAGGGGGCGAAGCUUAGUGGGAAUGGGAAUGGGAAUGGGAUGUCGCCUUUGCCUGAUUCUGAGAGGCCUGAUCAUAUCUUUGAUGGGCAGUAG
Colletotrichum karsti is the source of this 981-nucleotide messenger RNA. RefSeq lists its product as uncharacterized. The coding region runs from base 1 to 981 and encodes 326 amino acids. The record is from RefSeq and is a predicted model, not a curated record. The transcript has a single exon. Lineage: Eukaryota; Fungi; Ascomycota; Sordariomycetes; Glomerellales; Glomerellaceae.